AUGGCAGAUCGUGGUCGAGGGGGACGCGGAGGUUCAGGAGGGAACAGUCGAGGCAGGGGUGGUGGGCGAUCCGGGGGGGAUGACAAACCGAAACGCGAAGCUAUCCUGGAUUUGGCCAAGUUCGCUGACAAACGGGUUCGCGUCAAGUUCAUGGGAGGUCGAGAGAUUACUGGUAUUCUGAAAGGCUAUGAUCAGCUUCUGAAUUUGGUCAUGGAUGAGGUCGAGGAGAUCCUGCGCGAACCAGAAGGUGCCACCGUCACAUCACCACCAAAGACAAGGUCACUCGGGCUGGCAGUAAUCAGGGGGACCAGCUUGGUGGUCAUCAAUCCAGUCGAUGGCUACGAAGAAAUUGCAAACCCCUUCAUCAAUCAACAGUGA
Puccinia triticina is the source of this 378-nucleotide messenger RNA. RefSeq lists its product as uncharacterized. The record is from RefSeq and is a predicted model, not a curated record. Gene Ontology annotation, molecular function: RNA binding. Bases 1 to 378 code for a protein of 125 amino acids. The transcript is spliced from 5 exons. Lineage: Eukaryota; Fungi; Basidiomycota; Pucciniomycetes; Pucciniales; Pucciniaceae. Gene Ontology annotation, biological process: nuclear-transcribed mRNA catabolic process; mRNA splicing, via spliceosome. Gene Ontology annotation, cellular component: U12-type spliceosomal complex; U2-type prespliceosome; catalytic step 2 spliceosome.